GCUCCACCAGGAAGGAACCUCCCCAAACAACCACGGUAAUAAGCUGCUCCGCCACUGCGCAACGAUGGAGCUAUCGCAACGAUGGAGAUGACGCAAACCGACCCAGCUCUCCGAAAAAGUGUUUCAAGACGAACAUGGCGGCAACUUAACCGCGGUCCAAGAUGACAAUGGCCAACGGGAGAAAGGAUUCUAGGCUUUCCGCCCAAGCACCGGACAGUGUGCGUGCAUCGAAAGGGCUCGUUGCUCUCCUUUAAGUCAAUCUGCAAAGCGAACGGCGGCAGACGCGCAGCAUCAGCACCGAGAGGCUCGCAACAGCUGGUCUCCCUGCGCCCCCGACGAGAGAACAAACCCGGGGAGGGACGGUAGGGAGAGGGGGGCAUGCGGUCAAAGAGGACGCCGUUUCCCCCCGGAGAGCCAUGGAGAACCGGGAUGCGGCAGCGCGAAGCUUAAUCUGUGCGGGCGCGCUAAUUGGAUCGGAAUAGCACCGAUUGCUGCGGGCGCGAUAGAGAAGCGCCCUGGACCGGCGGAGGCACGGCACCCCACCGUUACAGAGGAGAACCAACCGGAGUCCGUCUCCCCCCAAGUCAAUGAGUAUUGUGGCAGAGCAGCCCCCGCGGUGGAGUCGGCCAGGGCAGCACUUUCCUAAAAUAUGACCAGGGGUGCUUGGAUGCGUCGGCAGCAUGAUGAGGGCUUAAAAUACUGGUUUGCACCCCGAGAGAACGAGAAGCCAUUUACCGAGUCGGAGCGGGCCCAGAGAUGGCGACUGUCGCUGGCCUCUCUGCUGUUCAUCACCGUCCUGCUCUCUGAUCACUUGUGGUUCUGCGCCGAGGCGAAACUGACGCGAACCCGAGACAAGCGGUCGGACGAGGGGCUUGCAUACACGGACAUGGGCGAGUACCCAAACUCCCUCCACCGACACCAUAUCCCAACAUCACCUGACCCCAACCGCCUCGCCAGAGAGGAAGAUGUUAUUUUUAUAGGGAAUUCUACCAAACCUCUGUGGCGAAUGGACACCUGUCAUCCAGACAGCCUGUCCAAAGACUGCUUUACUUUCACGGACGCGAAGACCGUGUGCCGGGGCCUCUCCGGUGGAGGGGAAAAGGGGACACAGUUGGCGUACGUGAAUCUGAGCGAUUUGUACCUUUCUUUUUGUAAUUCCUACUCACUUUUGGAUUUGUUUUACGGGUUUACGAGUCCGGACGUUGUGAAUUGCACCCUGGAUAUGCCCAUGGGGGCGGAUGAAUGCACCGAGUGUGUUCGGGCUUAUCAGCUUCUUGACCAGCAGGCGGAGGAAAUCUACCGGGAGUUUGAACUGCUGGUUCAGAAAUAUGAGACGGAUGCAUACUCGGUUAGGACGUGCAUGGAGGAAUGCAAGAUGGUUUAUAAGCCCUGGCUGUGUUCUCAGUACUUCCAGACCACCCAGAUGCACUGCAGUAAGCGAAUCCCCUGUGGUCAGUACUGCCUGGAGGUGCAGCAGCGGUGCCCCUUCGUCCUGCCCGACAAUGAUGAUCUCAUUCAUGGAGGCAGCCCCAGUUUUAUAUGCACAGGGCUGCUGGAGGACCAUCCAUCAGGUGUUGACCCGAAAGCAGAGUGCUGCGAUGUGCGGUGGGACUUGAAAGUGGACAACCGUUCCCGGGGGACCCUGAAAAGAACUCACCCGCCAUGCCAGCACCGUACCUCCCUCAGCUCCUCGGCAGCCUGCAGACUGUGUAACAGCCGGCUCAAACUCUGCCUGCUGGUCCUCGUCCUCCUACACACUGUUGCCAGCCUCACUGCAUCCCACAAUGCAACAGGACUGGGCCUCCCCGCCAUCACGCCUCUGGAGGAGAGCCCCGCCAACGAGGAGUGAUAGAGCUGCCAGGAGGAGGUGAGGUUGUUGGGGUGGGGGAUUCCCUCACCAUGGCAACCGGUGUGGAAAAAUACAGCCACAGUUGUGCGAACGGCUGGAGCUGUGUGCCUGUGGACAUUCUGCAACGCUUUCUGGCAAAUGGAAAAUGUGGGACGCUUUGAGACGAAAGACACACAAAUCAAUCAAAACAAAUAAAUAAGUAAACAAACAGACACACUGAGGGACUCAACCAGUCCCUUAGAUAGAAAGGGGACAAUGCCACAGCCUUUGUUGAGUGGGAAGGUCGGCUUCCCCAUGGCUGAGUUUCUCUCACUACGCUUUUUUACACUGUGUUCCAAUUAUUGGUUUCUGUUGCACUGGCUGACUAUGGAAUAACACAAUCAUAUUCUCUUUCUAAUGUUCAUCCUUUGUGUUUGUUUCUGGGUCUCUCAUACAGGAAGAAAAUGUGUUCUCUAAAUAAGACAGAUAAUGUGUAAAAAAAAAAAAUUAAUUAGCUGCAAGUUUGUGUGAGAUGGUUUGUGUUUCUAGAUUUACCGUGUGCGUGUGAGUACGUGUGGGCGUGUGUGUGCUUGUAUGCAUGUCUUUAAACGUGUGUGUGUGUGUGUGUGUGUGUGUGUGUGUGUGUGAGAGAGGAGGAGUGUGUGUUGCUGACACGUACCCUAAAAGUCUAGCUAACAGGCUGGUGCAGCGAUGAUGUUUUUAUGGAGCCCCCCCCACACACACACCCCCAGAUGUCACUUAGCUCUGCCAUGCUGGUUUGUUGGCCACUAUCCCAUUUUAACUUCACUGGGUUUUGGAUGUGGUUCUGAUGUCCUUAAUAAGCACUGUGUUUAACACAGGUUUAUUGUCCUACACUUUGCUUUAUGAGAUAAUAUUCGCCUGGUAACACUGUUUUAAAGGAUCAAAACAUUUUAGUAAUUAGCAUCAGUGAAAAGCUAACACCUGGCUAAACUGUGAAACACAUCAGGAUCUAUCCAAAUUUUAUUACAACUAGGGAACUAUUUUCUUGGUUUUGACUGUGAUUCCUUUUACGGCGCUGUACUCACCAUGUUUAUGCUUUCCGGGACGACUGAUAAAAUGAAGUCUGACAGGGGAAGAGACAUAAGCAAUCAGUUUAGACAAACCUAAAACCAACCAAACUUAUGUGGCAGAUAAAAUGAAGACAGUUUUCCUUUGCAAUGACAGAUUUUUACAAACAUUUCAACAUCACUCACUUUCAAUUUGUACGCCAAAUACAAUAUAUUAUAAACAUGCAUUUGAAUAUAUAUCAAAUAUUUCAUCUGACCACUUUUCUUGCUCCAUUAGACUUUGUUGUAACAAUGCUGAUGUGUUGCCAGAUCUCAGCAGUUAGUUUGUUGAGUAAAACCUUGUCAUUAUCAAUAAAAGUGACUGCCAAAACUAUAAAUGUAAGACCCAAGCUGUAUUAAAUCUGAGUGAAUAUUUAAGCUUCAGGCUUAUCACUACAGUGGGGCUGAGCCAAAUGAACGGAAACUGAAUCAGAAUGAUCGUACAAAAUAACUUGACUGUAAAUUUUAGUUAAGUGUUGAAUGAUCAUGCUUUAAAGAUGCUAAACUAAAGCAUUAGGAUCAGCACUCAUCAGGUUGCACUCUGCUGUGCUUUGAAUGAAGAUGAACAAAAGCGGCCCAGUCGCCAAAGGAAAAUUUUUGGCAUUGUACAUUUAUGCAAACCAUGGUUGUAGUGACUAGCUCUAUACUUAGCAGUUGCUAAUUGGCUGAAUUGAUUGGACUUGUUCUCAGAAAACUACUCCCAAUCUUUUUGAAUGCUGUAUAUCAUUAUUGGUUUAUUUUCUCACCACUGAACGUAACUUCCAACAACUUUCAACGCAAACUUCCAAUAAAUACAUACUGUUUGCGCCCUAACAUCAGCAACACCUGUGCUUACUGGGAUGAACUUUAAUACCAUGGCCUGCCUCAGCCAGUGACAUAAGCCACCUAGUGGCGUGGUGGGAUAUUACAUUUCACACAAUUCAAAACAAUGUCUCCAGCAAAGGUUAUGUUACAUGUGGAUGUUAGUUAGUUAUGAUCACAUGCAUAUGAGCUGAUUUGGUCAUCAGGAGGAGGAGGGGAUGGUGGAUUUGACAUUCAGGCAAGACAGCAGCCAAGCAGCGGCCCACUGCAGCCCACUGCCCAACCAUAACUAGUUGUUUUUGUGCCUAUACUUAACCACAUGUUAAUCACAGCAUUGUUGAAAUGUAAAGUUUCAACAUAUCCACUACACACUGUAUGAAAUGUGCAAAUGUCUGUUGUUUGCAUAAAUACACAAUGCCAAUAUUUAUUCUGGUGAUUAGGCUGCCAAAAGACAAGGCAGGACCACCUGGUUAGAUGCCAAAGAAUGUGUAGAAAGCUUUUAUUAGACACUCUAUUAAAAUUUAUGUUGCUGCUGUUAUUUUUUUAACUACUCCCUUUAAAUCAUACUAGUUAAUAAAAUAUUAUACCUGGGUUAACUGUCAGCCAUUAAAGCCUGAAUAAUACCAUGAACAUGUAGCCAGUUGUUAGCAACUACUGCACUGGAAGCUUUAAAAAAGCACAGGUAGGACAAUUUUAUCUCAUAUAACAAAACAUGAAGCUGUGUUAAGCUUGUCUUAACCAAAGAUGUUAUUUCAGGCGUUUUAACAAAACCCAGUCAGAUUGUGGUCACUUCUCAGCAACGUUGCUCUGCAGAGUUAAGUGACAUCAGGGUUAUAGCACUGGAUCAAUGUUAUUCACUGUUGUUCCAGAUGAAGAAGCUUUGUUAUUUUUGAUUUUAAAGGUACUAUCCAGUCAAAAAUUAAUGUCCGCAAUAUAAGAAUGAUGGUUACUGAAAGUUCCUACGUCUCCUCUGCCUCAAAAGCCUUUUCCUAUUCCCUGCAGCUCACCUAUAAAGAUUUUUUUCUAUCACCACUACUUGAAAACACAAACUAAAUUUAACGUUUGCCCCGGAACCAUUACUGAUGCCUAUAUCAGUGGUGUCAUUUUAACCUCAGGCCUUUUUAUUCACACGAAAAAUGAUGACUGGAUGUUACCUUUAAGGACUUUUUAUAAUUGGUAAACUGUAAUUCCCGUGCAGUUAUGAUGAAGAUAAAAUGUCAACGUCUCACUAGGAAAGGUAGCAUGCUACUUCAAGUAGUGUGAGGGAAAAUCCCCUGUCCACUGAUAGGUUUAUUACACUAUAACCCUGCUCCCUGGCCAUACAGUAGGUACAGAAAGACACUCAACAUAUCACCAACACUGAGACGAUUUGUUCAGAUUGAUCACUUUGUUUCUGUUAAAUCGAAAUGUGUAAUCGACUCUCAUGAACUGCAUGUGGAGGCUCUGUGCAAGGUUAUGACGGCCUCUUUUGUUGAUUGUCCUCAGCCCCACUUUGCACCACAUCCGAUCCCAAAUCAGCUCCUGUAGCAUGCCCACUGUCUCGUACUUUUCUCCUCCAAACAUCAAACUAGCGUCUCAUUAAGUAAAGGGCUUAUUAAGAUACACAGUACAAACAUGAUCAUCAAACACAGUCAGACACAUUUAACAACAUGCACAUCCAAAUUGUUAGCAGACAAAGGGUAAAAACAUGGCUCACUUCCUGUUUCUUUUUUAACUGGUAUAAUACCUGCAGUGCAGAGGCAUUCCACUGGCUGCUGCUGGAGAGCAGGAGCAGAAAUCUAGAGAGAGAGAGGAGCGUGUCAUUGUUUGUGUAAGCACUAAUGGCAUAACCUGGUAAUCGUCUAAGUCAGCUGACACUUAUGUUUCUUUUCUAAAUGUUGACCAGCAUGUGAACAGAAAGGAAUGGCGUGACCUUAAGGGCUGACUUCUUCUUUAGUUUCUAGAUUUUAUUUUGUCUCUUCGAUGAACAAGGCUGUGAGAUCAGGUAUUUGAAGACAAACAGAUGUUAUUGAAUGCAUUUUUUCCACUCUCGAGUAUGUUGAUUACAUAAAUGAGAUGUCCAAUCUGAUAUCUGAUGUCAAGAAUUUUAUUAUACAGCUUAUAUGAGGAUUUAAAAUUCAUCAUUAUUCACAUUUUACGGCUAUAUAACCAAUAUAUUGGCUUAUUUUUGACACUUACUCUGUUUAGACCCUGCCCCACUCUAGACAUCACCAUUCCUGCUUGCAUAACUACUCAUUGUCAUUCAGCACAGCACACCCAUGCCCAUCUCGGAUGACCGCAGUCAGUGAUAGAAAAAUGCUGCUAUUCUAUUGGUCACCAGUAGAUGGAGAUAUUUUUAUUCUUUUAUAUUGCUACCGCUGCUGAAGACCUAUCACACAAGGACUGUCAUAUACACAGAGUCAGGAAGGCUGAGCUCAGAGGAUAAAAUGAUGGGCCUGUGGGUAAAAGUGCGCUGUUGUGUGUGUGUGUGUGUGUGUGUGUGUGUGUGUGUGUGUGCAUAUGCAGAAAUGUGUGUUUGUGUCUGUGGCUAAUUGCCGUGUGUUCUCUGGAGAGCUCAUUAGCGUUGCUACGACCUUGGGGCCUGCAGGACAGGUGUGGCAAACCACCACUGUCUUUAGACCCACGGGGACCUGCUACAUUAAUCGUCUCAUUAUUCACUGCAGCCCUAAAGCUGCAUGGACUGUAGUAUGAAACCACUGUACUGUACAAUGUGUAAUAAGUGUGUCAGUGCCCCGAGACCCCCACACAGACUAGGGUAGGGGUAGAUCUAUUUUUUCCACAGCACUUGCCUGCUAGAAUAAUCCCCUUGUCUGAAAUGAGAUGAUGCACAGAAGGUCAGGGAGAAUGAAGUGGACAAUGACCCGAAACUGGUGCCAAAGCAUACCUUGUUCCUGAGUAAAACAAACCCAAUUCAAAUCUAAUAUGACACGCAACAGGAGGAAAACAGGGUCUGUCAGUGUCGGAGAAAUGUGCCAUGUUAGCAAUAUAUGGAUUGCAUCUCAUAAGCCUCACACAACCCUCGCCAUGAACACAUGUAAGGGAUCUCCUCAAGACGUACAUGUGAUUCCAUUCUGCCUAUCAUGUCAGCAGUUGACGCUGUGAUGCCAUCACAAACCAACUGUCGGACAUGUGUUCAUACAAUAAAGUCAUGCAGAGGCUGCUUUACAUGCAGGAAUGCAUCCUCACCGCGGUUGCAUGGGUGCGAAUGCUGUGCAUAUGCGUUGUCCUUCAUGCUGCUUCAGACAUGUCAGCACCAAGGACGGACCUUGUGUGCAAGGUUUCUUCCACAGACAAUAAUAGAAUUAGAUUUGACUGAUGUAAAUCUCUGAUUUGACUUUUGUUGGUAAUGCAGGCAUGCACGCAACAGUUACUCUGCUGUGAUAACUUUUAUUUUCCUGUGUGUUUUGGUUUGUCACUUUUUACUGCAUUAUACUGAGAAGAAAUUGUGUAGGGUCCUAUAGAUUCAGUCUAGAUCCCCGACAAUGGUCUGUAGCAGUCGUAGGGUAUGGUCUGUCACAUUCCAUAAUACACCAACCUACAAAAACUAAUUUUGUGUUUCCCCCCCCUGCACAUAUAGACUAUGUAUGCCUCUUGCCCCCAACCCCCCCUCUCGUGCACCCACCGCCAAAUGGUAUGUACACAAAUAUUGCCCUCUUUCACUCCCUCUCAGCCUCUCUCUGUUUUCACAAUAGUUCCGUUCUCUAUCCUGUGGAUCUAUGCAGAAGCCCAUUCCUUUUUUGGUUGUAAAUACGUUCCUUAGUAUGCUGAACAAUGUAUGUCUUUGCGUCCAGGUUUCCUUGUGUACUUUAAGUUGAUGUCAUGCUGUUACUUUCUUCUUCUUCUUCUAAUUCUUUUUUUUUUUAAAUUUUAUUUCGAGCGUCUGAAAUCAUUGAUGUUAAAAGAGAAUGUGGGGAGGUUUAACCAAUAGACUCGCCCUCAGCUUCGCAACCUUAUUGUGAGAGGUUGUGGUUCUGUGUGUGUGGAAGCGAAAGAUUUAUGAUUAUAGAAAUGAAAAAGGUUCAAAGUCAUAUAGAAGUAUCAUUGCAAUUAUGAUUAUUAUGAUUACUAUUAUACUACCAGUAUAUUGUAAUAUUAUAGAUGCUUUAGUUCAAGUAACUUCUUUAAUUUUUUUACAAACAACUUUGAUGAAAUGAUUUAUAAAACAGUCUCACAAGUCAUGAUCUUUUCGAAAAGUAUGAAAACUACUGCUACAAUGAUUAAAAUUGUGUUCUGA
This is a messenger RNA of Epinephelus moara (kelp grouper), 7951 nucleotides long. It is a transcript of the gene nalf1b, whose product is annotated as NALCN channel auxiliary factor 1. Lineage: Eukaryota; Metazoa; Chordata; Actinopteri; Perciformes; Serranidae. Gene Ontology annotation, molecular function: stretch-activated, monoatomic cation-selective, calcium channel activity. Gene Ontology annotation, biological process: calcium ion import across plasma membrane. Gene Ontology annotation, cellular component: plasma membrane. Bases 650 to 1849 code for a protein of 399 amino acids. The record is from RefSeq and is a predicted model, not a curated record. The transcript is spliced from 4 exons.